AGUCAUGUACACUUAAUCGAUCGGUGAACACGCCUAAAGUUCAAUUUUAGUUGGUUAACAAAAGCAUUUUAAGAAGCAUGAAUUUAACAAAAUCAGCUACGUUAGCUGCAGCGAUUUUUUGUAUCGUUUUGAGCCAAGUUUCUGGCCAGUCGCAAGAUGAAGCCACAACGACGAAGCCAGAAACCCCAAAGGAAAUAAUCAAAGUAAAGGAAAGCAAACUUUGUAAGAAAUGCGAUUGUUAUAUCGACAGCAACUUACUGGAUUGCUCUGAAAAACUGCAAGACUGGUUAUCUGCAGAGGACUGGGAAGUGCUGACCAACGGAGAUGUUGUGUUCAAAACUAUAAAUCUGGAGCACAACAACCUGACUACCGUGCCAAUCCUACCGAAAUACGAUGUAGAGAACUUGUACUUGGCCAACAACCAAAUAGAUUCCAUUGCGGUGGGAGCUUUUCAGAAUUUAACCGAACUAAUCACACUCGAUUUGUCGCAUAACCAAUUGACUUCAAAAGUUCUAGUACCGGAUGUUUUCAAAGGUCCCUACACUGAACACGAUUUUGCGGCGUUGUUAAAGCUGAAGACCCUCAACUUGGGAUACAACGAUCUGCAUAGCUUGGAUGCAGAUCUGUUUGAACACAUUCCCAACAUAGAGGAACUCGUUCUCUGCUCAAAUAGUUUUCACGUCAUCGAUCGACUUUCAGAAACAGCCAUUUCCGGUUUGUCAUCAUUAAAGAUCUUGGAUGUCUCUUACAUGGAAAUUGAUGACUUACCGGAUACUAUUCUACAUGGUCCACGAGAUCUUGAAAUCCUUAUAGCAGCUGGAAAUCUGUUUAAUCAGUUACCAAAGGCCCUGAAACGUGCGACGAACUUGACCAGCCUGGUUUUGAAUGAAAACCCCAUCGAAAGUCUGAUCGGAGACAACGUCUUUCCACCUUUGACCAAACUGACACACCUGAGUAUGACUUUUAUGUCCAAGAUGUACAAAAUUGGGUCAGGCGCAUUUAGUGAACUGCAAAGCUUAACCGAACUAAUAUUGUCCGAUAACAAGCUGCUAAACGAAAUUGAUGAGGAGGCUUUAUCCAAGAACGUAACUGGAGGCCAGUACUUGGACUAUCCGCCAUUGGAAAAGGUUUACUUGAAUAAUUGCAACGUAUCGACUCUGCCGAAACAACUACUAGUGCGAUGGGAUAAACUUAAGGCUCUGGAUCUGAGAUUCAACCCGUGGAAUUGCGACAAUUCCAAUGACUACUUGAUCAACGUUUUAAUAGACCAAGUCAACAAGACCACGCCCAUUCUGGCCAAAGAUGUCCAGUGCGGCAGCCCAACCAAGUUAAAGGACGUUACGGUGCUCAGAGUGGCGAAUGAACACAUGGUAGAAAGUUCGACGGGCAGUCUUAUAUGGAUUGGACUCCUGGUUGUUCUGCUCAUCGCCGUGCCAACCAUCGUUGGCGCCUACGUGAUGAAGAGGCGCGGCUGCUUUGGCGUCUUCAGGCGCCAUGACAGCGGUGCUAGCAGUGCUCUCUAUAAUAGGACUAGUUUCAAUGAGGAUUUCCAUAUUUAACUUUCUUUUUGUAUUAUAAUGAAAGCCUUAAACGACGUGUUUAAAUUGGAUGUAAAUACACUUAAAUAAAUCAAUAAAUUAGGUAAAUUCUGUUUUA
Drosophila teissieri is the source of this 1656-nucleotide messenger RNA. Its product is annotated as lumican. NCBI's taxonomy places the organism in Eukaryota, Metazoa, Arthropoda, Insecta, Diptera, Drosophilidae. Gene Ontology annotation, cellular component: extracellular matrix. The transcript is spliced from 6 exons. Bases 78 to 1559 code for a protein of 493 amino acids. Gene Ontology annotation, molecular function: protein binding. The record is from RefSeq and is a predicted model, not a curated record.